Molecule: messenger RNA, 636 nt
Organism: Malus domestica (apple)
Lineage: Eukaryota; Viridiplantae; Streptophyta; Magnoliopsida; Rosales; Rosaceae
Source: RefSeq, a predicted model, not a curated record
AUGGUGGGAUCGAGUUCUUCCGGUGGAGAUUUACGAACUCCACAGUUUGAUGGUGCAAACUACGAUUUUUGGGCUGUCAAAAUGGAAACAAUCCUCAUAGCACAUGAUCUAUGGGAUGUGAUAGAACUCGGAAUACAGCCGCAGCAGACUCCCGAGGAGGAAGAAGGUUCUGUAGAUGAAGGAAGUGAGGCUGAGCACACUCCAGGAGCCAUAACUGAUGUGCUCUUCCCUCGCAUCAGAAAUGAGAAGACUGCUAAAGGAGCUUGGGAAAUACUGAGAAGAGAGUUCAAAGGAGACAAAAAGGUAAGAGCUGUUAAACUUCAAGCCAUUAGAGCUGAGUUUGAAUAUCUGAGAAUGCAUGAUGGUGAACCCUUAGAUGACUACUUGGCUAGGUUUUUUGAGAUAGUGAAUAAUCUGAAAUCACUAGGUGAGGAUGUGCCUGAGAAAAGGAUUGUGCAGAAGCUAUUAAUGAGCUUAAAUAGAAGAUACAAAUCCAUAGUGUCUAUAAUAGAGGAGACAAGAGAUCUGGAUGUUAUAAGGGUUGAGGAAGUCUUGGCCUCGGUUAAAGUCUAUGAUAAAAGGGAAGACCUGCAUGAUGAAAGGGACAAGGUUACUGGUACUGGAGAGGGCAUUUAG